This is a messenger RNA of Oncorhynchus gorbuscha (pink salmon), 4482 nucleotides long. RefSeq names its product calcium-binding mitochondrial carrier protein SCaMC-3-like. NCBI's taxonomy places the organism in Eukaryota, Metazoa, Chordata, Actinopteri, Salmoniformes, Salmonidae. Gene Ontology annotation, biological process: transmembrane transport. The transcript has 10 exons. The record is from RefSeq and is a predicted model, not a curated record. Gene Ontology annotation, molecular function: calcium ion binding; ATP transmembrane transporter activity. The coding region runs from base 717 to 2186 and encodes 489 amino acids.
CAUAAUCUCACGAGAGAGGAGGAGAGGAUGGACCUGCAGAGGUGAAAGUGGAUGAUUUUUGUUAGGCUUCUUCUCCUACAGCUACACCUAACCACUCUCACUCUGUUCUAACUUCGAACCUUUCAAGGUAAAAGGGAACUCUUUCUCUCACGAACACUCGCACACAAACACAGCAUUGAGCGCGUUGUCAGAGAUGACAGCAUAGAAAUUCCACCCGGUAUCCUACAUGCAUACACAAAGCUGUAGCUGUGGUAAAAUAUAACGAACACCGGGAGUUUGGUUCGCUUCGUUGCAUGGGGGACUCACUGCCUAUCCAAAAGGCAGAGCCUGUCCCCUGACCAACAGACUAAUUCAUUUGAAUUAGUUCAUGGAUUUAAUCAUCGCCGAUGUCACGAGAUACGUAACGGAUACGGGGAUUAAUAUUACAGGCACCGAGAGUUUACACCGCGCUCGGUGUACUGACAUUCUCGGCAACGACUCGGUAUAUUAAACCGGUGCCUCGGUAACGACACCGAGGGAGAACAUCAGUUAUUUCAGUAAGACUCUCGUGCCAUUUCGAUAUACCAUGGUUCCGGGAUUUGAAUAGGUAGGCUAUCGUAACGAAACCCACUGGGAGUCAUUAGAACAAAAAGCGCUCCUUCAAUUUUCUACGCCUGCUUCGCGGCAGCAGGUUGGGGUAAUAGCCACCACCAGGAUUGCACAAGUCUCCAUUUCACAUGGGCGAAGGCAGGGCUCGGUUCUGCUUUGGUUGGACCCGGGCUCGCUGUCAAGAACAAGACAGAGGUGUGUCGGACCCUGAUAGGGAACCGGAAACGCGAGAGCGAUGGGCCGAACUGUUCGACCAACUGGACCUCAAUAAAGACGGUAAAGUCGACAUCAACGAGCUGAGGAUAGGACUCGCUGCACGCGGUUUACUUCGCAGUGAUGCGGAGGAGAUAGUGCGUGAGAGUGACACCAACCAUGAUGGCUUGCUGGACUUUGAGGAGUUCUCUCAGUACCUGUGGGCCCACGAGAAGGAACUGCGGCUCAUGUUCCACACACUGGACCGCAACCAUGACGGCCGCAUUGAUGUCGGGGAGAUUCAACAAUCGCUGCACAACCUGGGACUGGAGGUGUCCACAGAACACGCCAUCAAAAUACUACAGAGUAUGGACAGGGACGGCACCAUGACUAUCAACUGGAGUGAGUGGCGAGAUCACUUCCUGUUUAACCCUCUUCACAACAUGGAGAGCAUCGCCCACUACUGGAAACACUCUCUGAUGUUUGACAUCGGAGAGCACAUGACAGUGCCUCCAGAGUUUUCCCAACAAGAGCGCCAGUCGGGGGUAGUGUGGAGGCAGCUGGUUGCCGGGGCGAUGGCAGGGGCGGUGUCACGUACAGGAACCGCCCCCCUCGACCGUCUCAAGGUCUUCCUACAGGUGCAUGGCUCCAGCUCUAGGGGGAUCAACCUGUGGACGGGGCUGAGGGGGAUGGUCCAGGAGGGGGGUGUACGAGCCCUCUGGAGGGGCAACGGCAUCAACGUUCUCAAAAUAGCCCCAGAGUCUGCCAUCAAGUUCAUGGCCUACGAACAGAUCAAGUGGUUGAUCCGGGGCAGAAAUGAAGCAGGUACUCUGCGGGUGCAGGAGAGGUUCAUCGCUGGCUCUCUGGCUGGAGCCACUGCACAAACCAUCAUCUACCCUAUGGAGGUGCUGAAGACUCGUCUGACCCUGAGGAAGACUGGCCAGUACUCUGGCAUUGUAGACUGUGCCCGUCAGAUCCUGAGGAAGGAGGGGGUGCGAGCCUUCUACAGGGGCUACGUGCCCAACACACUUGGCAUCAUACCGUAUGCUGGCAUAGACCUGGCCGUGUACGAGACUCUGAAGAAUGCCUGGCUCCAGCGGUACAGUAAGGGCUCUGCUGACCCGGGGGUGUUGGUACUGCUGGGCUGUGGUACUGUGUCUAGUACCUGUGGACAACUGGCCUCCUAUCCCCUGGCUCUCAUUAGAACACGCAUGCAGGCCCAGGCCUCUACUGAGGGCGGGCCCAAGCUGUCCAUGGUCGGUCAGUUCAAGCACAUCAUAUCACAUGACGGGGUACCUGGGCUCUACCGCGGCAUCGCCCCCAACUUCCUGAAGGUCAUCCCUGCUGUCAGCAUCUCGUACGUGGUAUACGAACACAUGAAGAAGGCUCUGGGUGUGAAAUCGUAGAGAGAGGAAGCGAGAGGCAGAAGAAAGAGAGGGAUGUAGAGUGCAGCUCUUGGAUUUCAAGAUGGAGAGGAAGACAGCAGAGGAUUGAGGGAUAGAAGACAGAUAGUCCACCCUUUUCAUACACAUUCAGGAAGCUUCCCGUUUACACCUAGCUAGACAGAUAUACUCACUGUUUGAAUCACUCAGCCCCUCUGACGCUGUACCAUCAUUAAGAAAGAGGGAAGAGUCUGCUAUCAGGCUGAGCUGAUGUCUGUAAGAAAUGGCUGUGUCCGAGACAGAUUUGGAGGAGGAGGUGUGAGAGGAAGGAAUGAGAGCGAGAGAGAGAGAGAGGGGGUGGAAGAGAGAGAGGGGGGUGGAAGAGAGAGAGAGGGAGAGAGAGAGUGUGCGUGCUGUAACCCCCAUUGUAGUCACAUCUCCACAAUAAGUCUGUGUGUGGCCCUCCAAACAAACACAGUGAAGCACACAGUACAGUUUGUAUACCUAUAUGUAGGCACUUAUCUAAGGUCAGUUUCAUGUCUUGUGAAUAUAAAGUGAUCUUCCUCCAAUGACCUUGACAUGUACUCUGUAUUCUCUCUUUACUACACAGCAGAAUGUGUGGGGUUGUUCCACAGUGUGCUGUUGCUAGAACACUACCAAGCCAAAGUACCCUACUCUUUAUUUCAAUAUCUCAAGAGAUUAGAAUUGAAUUACAUGCACUAUGUUUGUUUCAGUUGCUAUUCUCAAAAAAGUACAUUCUAAUGGGGGAGAUUCUAAAGUUCUUAAACGAGGAAACUUUGACGUUUACAUGAUGUACUGUAUAUUGAUACAGUAUGUAUUUUGUAAGGGAAAGAUUCUGAACACAGAGAUACUUAUACAGAGCUGUUCCUCCAACCUAGUCCAUGAAUGGCUUUGCACUUUUUAGAAAGGGAAUGUUUCUCCCCUAUUUCAAGUGGCUCUCAGUCAGGUCCAAAAUUAUUGGCACCCUUGAUAAAGAUGAGCAAAACAUACUAAAUAAUGCACAUUUUGAGCUAUAUUGUCUGCUCCAAAGAAAUUGAACAUGAUAUAAUUUUAUACUAAGACAAUUACUCAGAGAAAGAGAUUUUUAUUAAAGCUAGAAUUCUUAAAUAACAAAGUGGUCAACCCACCACUUUUUUGGUAAAAAUCUGAGGGAAGGGCCUGGAGAAAUGUAACCAUAACGGCACUGAGCCUUUUUCUCAAAUGUUUUAUGAGAUUGGAGAACACAUUGGGAGGGAUCUUAGACUAUUCCUCCAUACCACUGGUUUUCAAUGGGGUUCAUGUCUGGAGACUGAGAUGGACAUUGCAAAAUGUUGAUUUUGUGGUCAAUGAACCAUUUCUUUGUGGCUUUUGAUGUGUGCUUGGGGUUAUCGUCUUGCUGGAAGAUCCACUUGCAGCUAGGUUUCAGCCUCCUAGCAGAGGCAACCAUGUUUUUGGCUAAAAUGUCCUGGUACUGGGUAGAAUUCAUGAUGUCGUUAACAAGGGCCCCAGGACCAUUGGUAGCAACAUUGCCCCAUAACAUGAAAUAUCCACCACCAUAUUUUACAGUAGGUAUGGGGUUAUUUCCUGCAUAUGCAUUCUUUCUUUCCACGCAAAAUCCAGCACUGGUGUGCAUGGCUAAAGAGUUAUAUUCUCAUGUCGUCCAGCAAAUGUAAACGCCUGGAGUUUGUUAAAUGGCAUUGGCACUUGGAUUUGAACCAGUGCUAUGGUCAGAUGACAUGAACAUAGAGAUCUUUGGCCACGCACACCAGUGGGGGUUUUGCAUUGAAAGAAAUAUGCAUAUGCAGACAAUAACCCCAUACCUACUUUAACAUGUGGUAGUGGGUCUUUCAUUUUAUGGGGCUAUUUUGCUUCUGCUGGUCCUGGGGGAUUCCUGGCCUCAAAAUCAGGAUUAUUGCCAGUUGUCUUGUCCUGGUAGUUAAUAGAUCAAUAGCUCACCCACCUGGUUUCCUAGGUCUGAAUCAGUCCCUGAUUAGCAAUGGUGGAAAAAGUACACAAUUUUCAUACUUGAGUAAAAGUAAAGUGAAAGUCACCCAGUAAAAUACUACUUGAGUAGUAUUUGGUUUGAAAUCUACAUAAGUAUCAAAAGUAAAUGAAAUUGCUAAAAUAUAGUACUUAAGUAUUAAAAUUCAAGUAUAAAUAAUUUAAAGUUCCUUAUAUAAAGCAAAUCAGACAGUAAUUUUCCUUAUUUUUUUAUAAAUAGCCAGGGGCAUGCUCCAACACUCAGACAUCAUUUCCAAACAAAGAGUGUUUUUAGUGAGUCCACCAGAUCAGAGGCAGUAGGGAUAUUCUCUUGAUAAGU